Molecule: messenger RNA, 1354 nt
Organism: Mercenaria mercenaria
Lineage: Eukaryota; Metazoa; Mollusca; Bivalvia; Venerida; Veneridae
Product: cell death abnormality protein 1-like
Exons: 10
Coding region: 118-1344 (408 amino acids)
Source: RefSeq, a predicted model, not a curated record
GCCAAUCAUCCUUAUGUAGAAAUUGUGUUUGCCCGCAGAUCUUGCAAGUUGGAUAUUGUACAGAAACUGUCCCGCAUAGGUUGUUUUAAAAUACACGGCAAGGAAUAAGCCUGGAAUAUGGGAUAUAGAAAAUACGUUGGUUUAGUGACUUUCGUUACUCUUGCUUUUGUCCACUUCUCACAAGCAGAUCUAUUGAAAGUAUGUGUUGAUACUGCUGCUUGUCACACUGGAGGCGAUGCUAACUCCGUUUGUGCAAAGAAAGGAGAGACAGGAGGUGAUGAUAAUGGAAACUGUAUUUGUAAUGGAACAUAUAAAGCAAAUGUAGCAGGUGAUGCUUGCAUUGUAAAAGCUCUAUUACAAACAUGCACAAACAAUGCUGCUUGUCAAAAUACACAGAGUGGGGGCGAUGCUCAUGCCGUUUGUGCCAAGGUCGGGGAAACAGGAGGUGAUGCUGAUGGAAACUGUAUUUGUAAUGGAACAUAUAAAGCAAAUAUAGCAGGUGAUGCUUGCAUUGCAAAAGCUCUAUUACAAACAUGCGCAAACAAUGCUGCUUGUCAAAAUACACAGAGUGGAGGCGAUGCUCAUGCCGUUUGUGCCAAGGUCGGGGAAACAGGAGGUGAUGCUGAUGGAAACUGUAUUUGUAAUGGAACAUAUAAAGCAAAUAUAGCAGGUGAUGCUUGCAUUGCAAAAGUUCUGUUACAAAAAUGCGCAAACAAUGCUGCUUGUCAAAAUACACAGAGUGGGGGCGAUGCUCAUGCCGUAUGUGCCAAGGAAGGGGAAACAGGAGGUGAUCCUGAUGGAAACUGUAUUUGCAAUGGAACAUAUAAAGAAAAAGCUAACGCAUGCGUUGUGAAGGCUGUUUCAGAACUUGACUGCAAGCCUGCAGAUACUGACAGUACAACCGGUGGGACAGCUGUAUGCAAAGCCGUGGAUGCUCAUGCGAAUUGUCCAGCCGGUACAAGCAAAUGUGCCUGUAAUAAUGGAUAUAAACAGGAUACAACAAAUGUCAAUACUUGUGUCAAAGUUCUUGGUGGCACGUGCAGUGGAUCUUCUAGUUGCACUGGCGCAGACAAUUCAGAAUGUUCCGCGACCUCUUCAAAGUGUGUAUGUGUAACAAAUUACAUUGAAGACUCUAGUAUUUGCAAGAAAGCACUUGGGCAAACAUGUACAAAAGCCGAAGAAUGCGUGACGAAUGCUGAUUGUGCUACAACGUGCAAAUGCUCAUCCGGAUACAUUAACACAGGAGGACUUUGUGCUCUUCCAUCGUCUGCUUCUUCGGUCUGGAUGACAACCCGUGUGGUGGUGUCUUCUCCGCUGAUAUAUGUUCUUAGAUUGAUAUAUUAGUUGUCAUAGG